Messenger RNA from Zerene cesonia (dogface butterfly), 2961 nucleotides. It is a transcript of the gene fidipidine, whose product is annotated as coiled-coil domain-containing protein 93. The transcript is spliced from 10 exons. Bases 254 to 2026 code for a protein of 590 amino acids. Gene Ontology annotation, biological process: Golgi to plasma membrane transport. Lineage: Eukaryota; Metazoa; Arthropoda; Insecta; Lepidoptera; Pieridae. The record is from RefSeq and is a predicted model, not a curated record.
GACACUUGUCAGUUGUAACCUGUUUUAUUGAAAAAUUAUAAGCGGCUUAGAAAUUCUUCCUUUACUAUCUCGUAUAACAUUUUAGAUUAUUGUAGGAAAUGUAUUUUAUUAUACAUACAAGUAUUCAUCAUUAUUUAAGACACAUUCCAUAAUUUAAUUUUGCUAAAUUAUCAUAUUGACAUGCUAUGCUACACUGUAAUCCUGAAGCAGUUAAUAAAUAGUCACUAGAAAACCCAUUUUCAUAAUUUGAACCAUGGCUACUAAACACAAAAACAUAUUUACGCGGUCUAAGCCGUUAAUGAAUAUUUACAGUGCAGUCGACAACCAAGGAAAAGAGGUUGAAGUACGUGAAGAUGCAGAACAGUUAGUAAAAUGGCAUGAAAUAUCAGACGCACUUGUGGCUGCUGGUUACUAUAGAGCUCAACUGCAAGGCCUAUCAGCUUUCGAUAAAAUUGUUGGUGGUCUCACUUGGUGUAUUGAAUUAUGCGAUAUUGACAUAGAUAUAAACCUGUUGUUCGAGGAGAACUUGACCAUUGGUAAAAAAAUAGCACUGACAGAGAAAAUUGUAAAAGUAUUGCCUACCAUGAAGUGCCCAUACAUUAUAGAACCUCAUCAAAUUCAAGGCUUAGAUUUUAUAAAUAUAUAUCCAUUGGUACAGUGGUUGAUUAAAUAUUCAAGCGAAUUUCGGGCAGCUAAGGAAGAUGAACUUCGUAAGUUUGCUGUCAUGCAGUAUGAAAAAGAACACAUAUUUGAAUCAGAUAGAGCACAUUACUUGCAGAAAGAAAAAUUAUUAAGAAACCUUUCAAUUGUACAGAAUUUAUAUAAGCCAUGUAGGGUUCGUAAAAGAAAAGGUGGUCUGUCUUCUAACGAACUUGAGCAGGUAAAUGCAGUACUGUCUGAAUAUGAUCAGCGUGUCUUAAUGCAUAUAUCUAAUAGUAAAAAUGAUUCACAGCCUGAUGAAGGAUUAGAAAUAUUGUACGACUAUGAAAAAUCCCUUGCUGAUCCAUCAGAAAUCACUACUGAGACAAACAAGUUUGUAGAUGAGAAACCAGAAAAAGACAAUGCAGAUAGCAAAAUACAUUAUGUAGUUUUACAAUCAGAGCUCACUGGUGAUAUUCCAAAGGAGUUAGAAGAAAGUGAAAAGUUGAAAUACUCAGAAGACAUAGAACAAUUAGCCAAUGUCAUUAACACAAUGGAGAGUGAAGUGGAUGCUGUGAGGACGGAGCAUGAGGAAAGAAUGGACAAAGCUAAGAAAAAAUAUACUAAUGUAGUCAAUAAGUUGCAGAAAAUCACAAGUAAACUAAUGAAAACUGAUGAUUAUAGCGAUAAAAAGGUGAAAGAGUACUAUAGAUCAUUGAAAGAUCUAGCAAGAGAAAGAAAUGAGUUACUGAAGGUUAUACAUCAGAGGGAGCUCGAACAUAAGAAACUAAAUGAAGAGCUAAGAUCUGCUCAAGAGCCUACAGCUGUAGUUGAAGAGGAACCAUUAACACCCGUCGAGCUGAAAGAAUUUAACGAUAGAGAAAAGAAAAUAAAAGACUUUAUAAGUAAAAUUAGAUCUGAACUUGGUCAUCUCAAUCGCCAAGUUUUGAGAUACACUGUGGCUAUUGAUGAGGUUCCAGGCACUGCAGAACUAUUGCAAUAUGAGAAACGUUUUGUUGAAUUAUAUAAUCAAGUUGCGUCAAAACACAAAGAAACAAAGCAGUAUUAUAUAUUUUACAAUACACUCUAUGAAAUUAAGCUUUAUACCUCAAAGGAAUUAAGUUUGCUCAAUUCAAUUUUGGAUAAUUAUGAUGAGGUAAUGUCAUCGCCUAGGAAACGAGAGGAAUUUAUGACGCAGUUUGAGUCUAUCGUUGAUUGGGUGAAUAAGACUGUGCGGAAAGUUGAAGAAAAGUAUAAAAAUGAGAAAGAACAAAAAGCUGCCUUACAUACAGAAUAUUGCAGGCUAAUGGAUGUACAGAGACAAUAUGCAGCUGCCCUGAAGAAGCUUGCCUCUGAAAGACAUAGAUUCGGCUCUGAAGAACACUGAGAAGUUUUUACGACUGUAAUAUUUAUUGUGCAAUGAUUAAAUAUAUUAUUUCUUUAUUAAAUAGUUUAUAGAAAUUUUGUUUACAGUCAGUCUAUCACAUGCUUUCAAUCACUUUUUUCUAGUCAUAUCACAUGCCUAGCAUGAUGUGGGACUUACAAAUAAAUCUUUCAUAGAUUUAAACUUCUAAACGAAAAUUAUUGUUAUGAUUGAAGUUUUAACAAUGGUAUAAAAUAUAGUUUAUGAUAACCGAUUAUGAUUCUUGGAGAAAAUAUUUAAUAUAUUACUUUAAUUAACAGCCAUUAGCAUCGUUAAUUUGCAACUUAAAUAGUUCGAACUUUCCAUAGUUCUUUUAACAAAAAUACAACGAAAUUUUAGUACGUAACGUUAAGUCUUAAUAUUACGUAAUCGUAGUUAUGGUCGUAUUUUGAGUUUAAUAAAGAAUAUAAUAUGCUGGCAAAGGAUAAUACUGGGAAUUUAUUAAUUUUAUUUAAAAAAUAAUUGUUUUGAGACCGGCACUUUCUUGUUAUUCUUUAAGGGUGGGUAUAUGUUUAAUAUUUACACAUUCCUGUUGAUAUUGUUAAAUGUAUUUAAUUUUUGUAAUUAAGAUUUUAAUUGUGUAUGUGUCGAAAUGAUUGAUUCGAAAGCAACUCGAAAAUAUUGAUUAUAAUCGCUAGUAUAGGUAAUAAAUAUAUCAAUUAUCAACCUUACUCUAAUCUAUAUUAAUUGCAUCUAUCUAAUUCUAUAUUAUCUUUAUACCAAUUUUUCAUUUUUAUUUAGAUCCCUACAUAUUAUAUUAAAUGUAAAUUACUACCAACAAUAAGUUCUCAUUAAAUAUAUAAAGAACAACAUAACCCCAAUGUAAUAUAAAGACUGAUUGAUGUUUUUUGUACAUGUGCAAUUGUGUUCACUUUUUAAACGAAUAAAACUGCAGUUUC